Molecule: messenger RNA, 1428 nt
Organism: Dichotomopilus funicola
Lineage: Eukaryota; Fungi; Ascomycota; Sordariomycetes; Sordariales; Chaetomiaceae
Product: AAR2 protein-domain-containing protein
Exons: 2
Coding region: 1-1428 (475 amino acids)
Biological process (GO): spliceosomal tri-snRNP complex assembly
Source: RefSeq, a predicted model, not a curated record
AUGGCUGCGUCAACUGCGGCACUCACAGGCGCGAGCCUAGUUUCGCCCUCUCAUACCCAACGCUCACUUCUUGAAAACGGGGACGUUUUCAGGUUGCUGCAGCUUCCUGAGAAUUUUAUCAUCGGGCUGGACACCGUAGCCCUGACCACCAGCAAGACCUUCCACGGAUUUCGUGAUAUCCCCCCAGGAGUACAUUUCAUCUGGGCCCAGCAACCAGGUGGUGUUUCUAGAUGUGGAUACUGGUUCGUCACUGGAGAGCGGGGGCGGCUGCGAGUGAAAGAAUGGGAUAGAUACAACGAGGUGCUACGAGAACCACGACGCCAAGUUCAAGUGACCGACCAUAAUGACGACCUGGGAACAGUGGCCCAAUUGCUGCGGCCAUAUGUCACCCAAGAUCAACGCAACAGACCGAAUGUGCCGAUUGACAAUGCCCUUCCCGCCUGGGCACAAUCCCCCGCUACCGUCUGGGACACACUCACCACAGCCAUAUCGACGCAAUCUCUCGCUAGGAUCACAGGGAAACAGGGGGUAGAGGAAUUUCUUGUCGAUUUAAUCGACUCAGCCCGAGACGUCCAACCCGACGAACCGAACCUGUCAACAAGCACCACUACUACCACCAACCAACUCAACUUCCUCUUCACCCAAGAUUUUCGCGACCUCCGAAUUCUAGACCUACGUUCUUCUUCAACAGCAACCACCUCCGAGGCCACCGAUACCUCUCUCCGCGUCCAAGCCCUUCUCAGCCCCCACGAACCAAAGGAAAAAAAGCAGCCUCACGACGAACCGAACCCCAAUCCCGAAUCUUCCCUCCUAGCCGAACUACAAUUCACCUUCCUCACCGGCACACACCUGGGCAACCCAGCCUGCCUUGAGCAGUGGUGGGAUCUCGUCCUCAAAAUUGUGCUACGUGCGUAUGACCUCGCGCUGUCACACCCCAAGCUGGUGGCAGGCUUGCUGAGGACGCUGCAUGCGCAACUGUUGUAUACCGAGUACUAUCUCGCAUCACCAGGCGAAGCUUCUGGGGCUGGGGACGGAGCUAGAGCUGGAGCGUAUGCAGGUGGAGAUGAGGAGGGCGAAGGAAGAGGCUUGAGUGGGGAUCGACCGAUUUUUGUGCAUAGGCCGUUGAAUAAAUGGAAGUUGGUGCGGUUACUGAGUGGGUAUCGAGUGCAGCUAGACGGACUGCCACGAGGGGGAGAAGUGGAUGGGACAGCGAGGCUGGAGGAGGUGGAUGAGGUGUUUGGGGAGUUGGUGGGGUGGUUGUGGAGGAUAGACAUCGAUUUGAGAAGGGAUGAAGGAGCGCAGCAGGCAGGAGGGGAAACGGGGGGUGGCCAAGAUAGGGAUAGUGAGGAGGAUGAGGAUGAGCAGCCAGUUGUGGUGGAGUUGGAUGAGGAGGGAAGGGAGGUUGGGUUAGUUUCUUUCCGAGAUUAG